AUCUGAUGUGAAGAAAUAAAAAUAUCGUCUGGUAACUUUAGUUUCCAUUUUACAUUGGCGGAUCGUUCAAAUCAUUUAGUUAUUGUUCCAUUUCUUGAAGAUGUUAAGGGCAUUUGAAAAUAAUUUUAGAGACAUGUUUUCACCCUUUGCUAAAACAACUAUAGUGAAACCGCUGCGUGAAAAAAAUGACUUUGGAGUGUUACAAAAAGAUAAUGGCUCUUUGGUUUACCCUUUCAAAAAAAGCAAAGAAAGUAUUGGAAUUUAUGGUAAACAGAGUGACCUUAUUAAAAGUCUGAAUGAGGACAAAAAGAAAAAGUUUUCGAAAAUUGACUCAGCAUAUUCUAAAUUGCAUGCUGAGUUACAAGAGAUUGAAAAAUGGAAACUUUUAAUUGAGAUGGAAAACAAAGAAAAGAAUAAGAAGAUAGAAGAGCUCUCACAAUCUACUGAAGAGCAACGGAAGAUUGCUGUUAACUAUCAGUUGGAAAAUGAAAAUCUAAAUUUGCAGCUAGUCGAGGAAAUGCAGCAGAGAAGCUUCGUUUCUGAAAAAUUGCAUGCAACGAAAGAAAUGUAUUCAGCUUUAAAAAAACAUUUUAAUACACUGCAAGGUCAUUUUGAAUAUCGUAAUAGGAUUGAAGAUAUGAUUAAAGCAGCUGAUAACAAAAGAUGUGCAGACGUUGAAAAUCUAAAGGAGAUGUUUAAUAAAAUGCAAUUAGAGCAAUCUGAUAGAAUUGAUUAUUUGAACUGUGCUUUGGAGGCUGAAACAAAUAAGCUUUUAGAUGUAAGGGAAAGAUUCGAACUGAAGCUUGGAGAAAUGGAGCACGAGAGGGAAGCUUUGUGCACCAUGGUUCGAAAUCUGGAAAACGAAAUUGGAAAUCUUGGACAACAACUCGACACUGAAAAAAAUAAUGUUCAAUUUCUUGAGAAAGAAAAAGAAAAGUUAAUGUCUGAUUUAACUGAAAUGCAGAACUCCAACGAACAUUAUGAUACUCUAUUACGAGAACAAAAAGAAGAGUUAAAAAAUAUUGAAGUUUCAAGAGAGGAGAAAGAAAAACAGCUUGCCUUUCAAUCAUCAAUUAUUAAAGAUUUGGAAGCGAAAUGCAAAGAAUUAUUAGAAACUAAUGCAACGCUUAACACGGAAGCGAGUGCUGUUCAUAGUUUGAAACAAGCGAAUGAACAGCUCAAAAGCGAAAUUGUUGAUUUGGAAAAAAGAUUGAAGGAAGAAGAGGAUAAAAGUUUUGAGUUGCUCUCUUCUCUACAGACUAUGCAAAAUCAACAUGCCAAUCUUGAACAGAAAAUUAGUGAAGAAGUAGUGGAAUUGGAGGCCUUUAAGGAUUUACAAGUAAAAUACAAUGAGUUAAAUGAAUCCAAUGCAGCAUUGCUAAAUGAGAAAGCCAAACUUGAGACGAAACUGAAAGAUUUAUCAUCCUAUUUAUCCGAGCUCGAAGCUGAUAAAGAAAAAUUGUCAAUGCUAUGCGAAGAAAAUUCAGAACUCAUUGUUAAUAUUAAAAACGAUUGUGAGGAAAAAUUGGCUAGUGAAGCAAAUAAAUUAAACAAUGUUAAAAGUGAAUAUGAGCAGUUGCUGAGCGAGUUAGAAACAACUAAAGGAUGUUUGGCAGAAAAUUCCAAAACUCUUGCUGAAAUGGAAGAAAAG
Molecule: messenger RNA, 1651 nt
Organism: Parasteatoda tepidariorum (common house spider)
Lineage: Eukaryota; Metazoa; Arthropoda; Arachnida; Araneae; Theridiidae
Biological process (GO): synaptonemal complex assembly
Cellular component (GO): synaptonemal complex
Source: RefSeq, a predicted model, not a curated record